Diabrotica balteata is the source of this 1093-nucleotide messenger RNA. NCBI's taxonomy places the organism in Eukaryota, Metazoa, Arthropoda, Insecta, Coleoptera, Chrysomelidae. The record is from the annotation of a GenBank genome assembly.
AGUAUCAAAAACAAAUAUGACAUGAGCGAUAAACAGCUGAUGGCGUCAAUAAACAUUUUUUAAAUUUACGUUUUUAUUAGAAAUGCACUUAAAUUUCCAAAUUCUAGUUCUAAGCCUCGUGGUCUAUUCCGAGAACAUUAGAGCUGCACAACUACCAGAAAUAUAUGGAGUCACUCCCACCCCUUAUCACGACUGGGACUACAUACUGUUCUCACAAAGAUGGGCAAUUACUUCGUGCACCGAAUGGGAAGAAGCUAAAUCAGGCAACACUUGCACAUUCCCACCAGAUCGAACCCAAUGGAUAGUUCACGGAAUGUGGCCCACUAAAAACGGAACAGAGGGCCCCUUGUACUGUCCUUCUGCUAUCCACUUCGAUCCGGAUCUACUGGAUCCCAUGUUGGAUGCUCUUAAAGCCCAAUGGACAAAUGUGGAGGCAAAUACCAAACUUUAUUCCUUCUGGAAACACGAGUGGGAUAAACAUGGAACUUGUUCGGUAGAUUUGCCAGCACUCAACAGUAUUCCAAAUUUCUUUAAAAAAGGUCUAGAAUUAAAUAAACAAUUCAAUAUCGCCGAUAUGCUACUACAAAGUCAAAUAACCCCAGGCACCACCGGUUACACUGUAGACGAGAUAGUAAAUGCCAUAAAAGCAGUGACAAAACACCAACCGACUGUCCAGUGUGUAGUGGAAAGCCAUACUAAGCUAUCCAUGAUUAGUGAGAUUAGGAUAUGUUUGGAUAAAUCCUUCGAAGUAAUCGAUUGUGUGUCAGCUAUAACGAAUUGUAGUAAAAAGAAACCCAUAAUGUACUUAGAUAGUGUGCCGAAUGAUGCACAGAGUCAGAUUGAUUAUAUAGAUGAAUAUUCUGAAGAGAGAUUUAGAGAGAGUGCGUAUUAUAUGGAGUUUUAUAAGUUAGUUAAAUUUCUUAUAUGGUUUUCUAUGUAAUAUUGUAUGAUUUAUCGUAAGUGAUCAAAGUAUUAGAUAUGUCUGGUAAAAUUCAAGGUUUUGAUUAAAACUAGUUUAUAAUAAGGAACAAAAUUAUAUUUACAUGACUUGGGUUUUCAUAUCAACAUGUGUAAUAUUAUAAAAUAUGUCCAA